AUGUUUCGAAUCCUUGAAUCGCAAGCUCCGGCCAAGCAAACGGCCACGGACACAAUCGAUGUUUUGAGCAGUAGGUUGCAGAGCGCAACCUUGUUGGAGGAUAGACGAGCAGCGAUCCAGGGCCUGAGAAGCUUUGCGAAGCUCUAUCCGGCAUCGGUGGCCUCAGGAGGUCUGCGAUCGUUGAUCGGCUGCCUGCACAAUGAUCGCGAGGAUGUCGACACCAUCAAAGUGGUCCUCGAGACCUUACUGAUGCUCUUUACUCCCGAUGAGACCAGUCCCGAAGCGUCAGAUGAGAUUGCUCUCUGGCUGGCAGAUGAAUUCACUCAGCGCCAGGACAAUAUUACCAUUCUAUUGGACUUGCUUGAGGCCCGCGAUUUCUAUUCUCGCCUGUAUUCCCUUCAAUUGAUGUCCCACAUCUGCAGCGCGAGACCGGAACGAACACAGGAGUGCAUAUUCACUGCACCAUUGGGCAUCUCAAGACUAGUGAAUGUGCUUACAGAUACUAGAGAACCUGUGAGAAAUGAGGCCCUCGUUCUGCUUAUCGCCCUGACCCCCUCCUCCGAAGAGCUGCAGAAGCUCAUCGCGUUUGAAAAUGCGUUUGAAAUAAUAUUUUCUCUUAUCGACGCGGAGGGCUCCCUGACUCUUGGUACUGAAGUGGUUGAGGAUUGUCUGUCCUUGCUCGCUCACCUAUUGAAGUUCAACGUUUCCAAUCAGUCCUUCUUUCGCGAAACUGGCUGCGUGAAGAAAGUGACGAAGCUUCUCCACGAAUGUCAAUUAGAACCGGAAGGGGAAGGCGCUCCACCUCAGUGGACUCUUGUCCACAGAGACAAGAAUGUUUGGGGUCUUUUGGCGAUCAUACAACUGUUUCUGACCCGUGGUGGUGUGGGAACGCCCAUGAACCAGACAGCAUUUUGGCAGAAUGGCGUCACAGAGCAGGUUUUGAGCAUAGCUUUCGGCCAGAAAUUCAGCGUUAACGUUACGUCUAAGGCCUUGGCAACCUGUGCUGAUCUAAUUCGCGGGAACUCACCAUUGCAGGAGAGCUUUGGGGAUAUUGAAGUCCUGUGGGGCUCUCAAUCACCAAGGGAUAAAAUUGCCAAUGGCCAUGCAGAGGAACCAGAGCGAAUUAAUGUCAUCGAGGCAUUCUUGAAGCUCAGCCUGCAGCCUUCCCCGAACAGUAUGCUGGAUGCACGUCUCGCCGCCUGUGAAUGCAUGAAGGCGUUCUUUGCUCAUCAUCCCGGAAUUCGCAUGCAUGUGCUCAGGCGUGCUAUCGAAGGGCACGUUAGCGGGCAAGAUCGAAUCCCCAACAUCCUCUCCGUCUUGCUCACGGCACCAGAAUCUCGCGGCAAUGCCGAUCCAUACCAAGUCUGGAUGGCGUCUGUACUGAUGUUCCAUCUGAUUUUUGACGACACCGAUGCGAAAGCCACAGCCAUGCAGGUCACAGAAGGUGAUGCCGAAAGCGGGGAAGAGGUUGUCACCAGUGUUCAGUCCGUGGUGGGCAACUUGAUCACCGGUUUGCAACGUGGCGACGAUGAACGGAUAACUGUUGGCUAUCUGAUGUUACUCUGCGGUUGGCUUUUCGAGGAUCCAGAUGUUGUGAAUGACCUUCUCGUUGAGGGCAGCAGUAUCCAGACCCUCUUGCAGGAGAUCAAACACCAAAGAGUCCCCAGCAAGCUAAUUCCUGGACUUUGUACUGUCUUGCUCGGAGUAAUCUACGAGUUCUCAACCAAAGAUUCUCCUAUCCCUCGAGUCACAUUGCACAAGCUGCUCAUCGAGCAACUUGGAAGGGAGCAGUACAUUGACAAGAUCACAAAGCUGCGAGAGUGCCCCUUGGUUCGUGACUUCGAGGUUCUCCCACAAACCGCUGCUGGGCAAAUUGAAGGAUUGCCUGAAGUGUUCUUCGAUCGCGCUUUUGUAGAGUUCCUCAAGGAUAACUUCAGCCGCUUGAUUCGAGCUAUCGACCGGGAACCGGGCUUCGAGAUUUCUAUUGUUGCCAAUGGAGUUGAGAAGGGUGUUUCGCGAGAACUUGUGGACUCUUUGCGUGCGGAGCUGGAAGAUCGGAGCCAGACCAUCCAAAAACUGGAAUCUGAGCUUGUCACUAUCCAACGAAAGCUUGAUCAAGAGCACCUGGACCAUCGGAAGACGAAAGAAUCCGGCUCUUUUGAGCUGUCUAAAGCUCAACAGGCACACCAGUCUCUUCAGACUUCGCAUGAACAAGCGCUCUCUAAGCUGGAAGAGCAGCACAAACACUCCAAGAACGAACUCCUCAAGCAACAUGGCGAACAGCUUCGUGCCAUUGACAAUCAACUCAAGCAGGCUUCUGCUGAGUAUGAGAGAAAGAGCACAAAAGUGCGGGAGCAUCAUGAACAGGAGGCCGCAGGUAUGCAGAAGACCAUCCGUGGACUGGAGUCGGAGCUCUCAAAGGCUCGAGAUCAGCACGCCGAUGAGGUUGCUGGCUUAAAAAAAAUGAUCCGGGAGUUGGAAUCGACUAUCAAUCAGUCUGCGGAAUCCAACGCAGGCCAAGUUGCAGAGCUUCACCAAAAGCUCCAAAGCCAGGAAUCCACCCUCACGUCCAUCAAGGGCCAUCACGAGACCGAAGUUAUUGGUUUCAAGACCAUAAUUGAGGAAUUGGAAUUGAAGUUGGCUGCACUUAACGGACAGCAUGAGGCUGAGACUGCUGACCUCAAGAAACAUCUCGCGGACGUCCAAUCAGAACUCCAAAAUGCCCAGGAGAAAUCUAUUAAGGACAUCGAGACAGCCAAUGAAGGGUUCUCAUCCAAACUUUCUGCAUUGGAAACGCGCGCUACCGAGGCCGAGUUUAAGGCAAAGGAGGCUGAGUCACAGGCUCAAAGUGCAGCCGCAGCACUCAAGAUUGCCCAAGCCCAAUUUGAAAAGGCCCAGGCAGAGGCCAAUGAAAAGGAAGAUGCCCGCCAGGCAACCCAAACCGAACUGGAUGACCUCUUGAUUGUCUUUGGUGAUCUGGAGGCUAAGCGAAUAGAGGACAAGAACCGUCUCAAGGAUCUGGGCCAGGAAGUCUCUGAAGCCGAAGAUGAGGACGAGGACGAGGAUGAAGAUGAGGACGAAUAG
Molecule: messenger RNA, 3084 nt
Organism: Penicillium canariense
Lineage: Eukaryota; Fungi; Ascomycota; Eurotiomycetes; Eurotiales; Aspergillaceae
Exons: 5
Coding region: 1-3084 (1027 amino acids)
Biological process (GO): endoplasmic reticulum to Golgi vesicle-mediated transport; transcytosis; intracellular protein transport
Cellular component (GO): Golgi stack; ER to Golgi transport vesicle membrane; cytoplasm
Source: RefSeq, a predicted model, not a curated record